Messenger RNA from Zasmidium cellare ATCC 36951, 3852 nucleotides. RefSeq lists its product as uncharacterized. Bases 1 to 3852 code for a protein of 1283 amino acids. Gene Ontology annotation, biological process: nuclear-transcribed mRNA catabolic process, 3'-5' exonucleolytic nonsense-mediated decay. The transcript has a single exon. Gene Ontology annotation, cellular component: Ski complex. Lineage: Eukaryota; Fungi; Ascomycota; Dothideomycetes; Mycosphaerellales; Mycosphaerellaceae. The record is from RefSeq and is a predicted model, not a curated record. Gene Ontology annotation, molecular function: RNA binding; ATP binding; RNA helicase activity.
AUGGAGACGCUGUCAGAUGCUAUCAGCGGUCUGUCAUCGGCUUGUGAUGGCCUCGAUAACGAUAUCGAUGAUCUGCUCGAUCAAGCAAAACCUCGCAAGCGAAUCCGCAAAUCGCCCGACGAAGUGAAGGCGAAAUUGGAGAGCGACUUCCUGACGCCUUCGACGUCUUUCAGCGCUGAAUGGCUUGAUAGACUGCAGCAAAGAUGGGAUGUCUCUACCAACUAUAACGAGCUCUUCGCCCUUGGCCCCACACAGACGAGGACCAUCAUCAGGUUCACGCGGGAAGGCUUGGAAGGCAGGGUGACUGGCUACAAGGAAGUGACCGUACCGGCCAACAGUGCGACCGCCAAGAACUCGACGUCUCUUUUGAGGAAGCCUGCAAACAGAGCCGACUUUGUGAGAGGCGCUGCUGGCUUUUAUCCAUUUGCUCCUGGUGGUCUUGAUGCAGUCGAGGCAACGGCUGCCUACGAAGAAGAGCUCCUUCAGAAACAGAAACCCGAUGCUGAUAAGAAGUCCAAUAAAUUGAACAGAGUCAUCGACUUCGCAGCAGAAGGUGGCUUGCUGGAAGUCCCGCCUGGUUUUGCUCGCGGCUUGCGAGAGAGCGAGAAACCCAAGCAAGAUGAUGAUGGCGCGAAGGAAGUUGAGGCUGUUCUUGAAGAAGAGUCCGAUGUCCCAGAAGCAUUUGCAGAUGGUGGAGUCCCGCUACCGAACGAGAACGGGCACGUUGAGGAAGAUGUCGAAGGUGGCGAAGAAGACAUUGACGACCUCUUGCCCGUAGAGUUUCCCGCGCUCGCUGCCCAUGGACCGUUGACCGUGGCUCGCAAUAGGCAAGGUGGGCGCGAGUGGGCCCAUAUGGUUGAUGUCAAUCGCGAUAUCACCAACUUCAGAGAACUCGUGCCGGAAAUGGCACGUGAAUGGCCUUUCGAGCUGGAUACCUUCCAGAAAGAGGCGGUCUAUCAUCUCGAAAACGGAGAUUCAGUCUUUGUCGCAGCUCAUACGUCUGCUGGAAAGACAGUCGUGGCUGAAUAUGCCAUUGCUUUGGCAGCGAAGCACAUGACGAAGGCCAUCUACACCUCGCCAAUCAAAGCACUGAGCAAUCAAAAAUUCCGAGACUUUCGCACCACCUUCGACGAUGUCGGUAUCCUCACAGGAGAUGUUCAAAUCCGGCCAGAGGCUAGCUGUCUCAUUAUGACCACCGAGAUUCUUCGCAGUAUGCUAUACCGUGGAGCUGACUUGAUCCGCGAUGUCGAGUUUGUCAUCUUCGACGAAGUGCAUUAUGUCAAUGAUCUUGAGAGAGGUGUUGUCUGGGAGGAGGUCAUCAUCAUGCUGCCCGAGCAUGUAACACUCAUUCUGCUGUCUGCUACGGUGCCGAACACUCACGAAUUCGCAUCCUGGGUUGGCCGUACCAAGAAGAAGGACAUCUACGUUAUUUCGACCCCCAAGCGACCCGUGCCGCUCGAACACUACCUGUGGGCAGACAAGAAGAUGUUCAAAAUCGUUGAUGCCAACAAAAGCUUUAUCGAGAAGGGGUGGAAGGAUGCAAAUGAUGCAAUGAGUGGGCGCGAUAAGGUCAUUGCAGCAGAGGCGAAAGCAAAAGAAAAGGAAGAAGCAGCUGUUGCCGCUGGCCGGGGCGGUAGAGGAGGGCGCGGUCAGAAUGCUCGUGGAGGCCAACGUGGCGGUGGCAAUCAACGAGGCGGUCCCCAACAGCGAGGUCGAGGUCAACCUGCUGCCCGUGGUCAGGGCAACAUUGCUCGCACUGGCCGCGGUGGAGGGAGGACGACUGCCGCACAGGACCGAAACAUUUGGGUCCAUCUCGUUCAACACUUGCGCAAGGAGGAGCUCUUGCCAUGUUGUAUCUUCGUCUUCUCGAAGAAGCGAUGCGAGGAGAAUGCCGACGCUUUGUCUAAUCUCGACUUCUGCACUGCGACUGAGAAGAGCGCGAUACAUAUGAUUCUGGAGAAAUCGCUAGCACGCCUCAAGCCAGACGAUCGACAACUGCCCCAAAUCCGUCGCAUUCGCGAGCUUCUCAGCAGAGGCAUUGCAGUCCAUCACGGCGGGCUUCUGCCAAUCGUGAAAGAGUGCGUUGAAAUUCUCUUUUCGAAGACCUUGGUCAAGGUACUUUUUGCGACAGAAACAUUUGCCAUGGGCCUAAAUCUACCCACCAGAACUGUCGUCUUCUCCGGAUUCCGCAAGUACGACAACAAAGCAUUUCGAGAUCUAUUGCCUGGAGAGUACACGCAAAUGGCUGGACGAGCUGGUCGUAGAGGUCUUGACUCUGUUGGCUCUGUCAUCAUCGUUGCUCCCGGCGCCGAUGAGGCACCACCUGCUGCCCGGCUGCGACAGAUGAUGCUUGGGGAUCCCACCAAGCUGCGGUCGCAGUUCCGGUUGACUUACAACAUGAUCCUCAAUCUGCUACGAGUCGAAGCGUUGAAGAUUGAAGAGAUGAUCAAGCGGUCGUUUUCCGAGAAUGCCACUCAGGCGCUGUUACCGGAGCACGAAAAGCAGAUCAAAGUGUCUGAAGCAGACCUCGCAAAGGUCGUGCGCGAUGCUUGCGAGACAUGCGACAAGGACAUCGACAGAUGCCACCAAGCGAGUGUUGAUUUCCAGAGGUUGACUGUUGACCUGCAUCUUUCUAUGCUUACCACCGCUGUAGGGCGACGUAUGUUCCACCCCAAGAGAAUCAUUGUCUUCCGCGGCAAGAAUGAUGUCAGAACUGCUGGUGUACUGCUCCGCGACGGCAUCAAUAAAGGUGCAUCGCCGAACGUGCAGGUCCUCGAAGUGGUCUACCGCAACAACAGAAAGCGCCAGGACCCAGACUUCUUGCCAUACCUUCCACGCUUCCGACAACACUUUGUUCCGUUACCGCAGACAGAUGGGGAGAUUCAGCUUCAAAAUGUCAAUAUUCCACUGGAAAACAUCGAGGCUUUGACCGGUGCACAUCUGCAAAUCGACGUCGCUGCAAUCCAGCAGAGAGAUCAAGAAGCCUUCGCCAAUGCUAAGAAAGAGAUGCUGGCAGCGUGCUCGUCCUGGACAUCGCAAAGUUGGCGAGAACUUGAUUAUGACAAGUUUUUGAAGGAUAUGACGAUUCGCAAUUUGAUGGAGGCUAGAAAGCACGCCGCUGAUACUGCUCAAGCCUGCGAGUGUAUCCACUGCCCCAGCUUUCCAAAGCACUUUGCCAUGGCUCACGAUCAGUGGGUCAUCAAAGAUAAGAUCGAGUCGAUCCGACAGCUCAUGUCAGACCAAAACCUUCAACUGCUUCCAGACUACGAGCAGCGGGUCAACGUGCUGAAAGAUCUCGGCUUUGUGGAUGAGCAUUCGCGAGUCGAACUGAAAGGCAAGGUUGCUUGCGAGAUCCAUUCCGCAGACGAGCUGGUUCUUACUGAGUUGGUUCUGGAGAAUGUCUUGGCAGACUACGAACCAGAAGAGAUUGUCGCGCUCUUGUCGUCGUUCGUCUUCCAGGAAAAAACCGAUUCAACGCCGAACAUGACACCUGCGCUCGAGCGAGGCCAAGAGACAAUCAUCAAAAUCUCCGAGAAGGUCAACCACUACCAGACACUGCACCAGGUCAUUCUUUCCUCCGACGACUCGAACGACUUUGUCAGCAAGCCUCGCUUCGGUUUGGUCGAAGUAGUUUACGAAUGGGCACGAGGAAUGCCAUUCAGCCGCAUUACGGACUUGACCGACGUCCUAGAGGGCACGAUUGUAAGAGUCAUCACACGUUUGGAUGAGACGUGCAGAGAAGUCAAGAAUGCUGCGAGGAUCAUCGGUGACCCUACGCUCUUCACCAAGAUGCAGACUUGCCAGGAGCUCAUCAAGCGUGAUAUUUGCGCGACUGCGUCUUUGUACAUGUAG